Molecule: messenger RNA, 838 nt
Organism: Drosophila eugracilis
Lineage: Eukaryota; Metazoa; Arthropoda; Insecta; Diptera; Drosophilidae
Gene: dUTPase
Product: deoxyuridine 5'-triphosphate nucleotidohydrolase
Exons: 2
Coding region: 159-683 (174 amino acids)
Biological process (GO): dUTP catabolic process; dUMP biosynthetic process
Molecular function (GO): dUTP diphosphatase activity; magnesium ion binding
Source: RefSeq, a predicted model, not a curated record
UAGAAAAAUUUGGUAAAUUUUGAUUUCCACUGUCCUGCAACACUGGAGUCAGCCAAUUUUUCGACGCUUUGCUUUGCCGCGCCAUUUUCAGACCAACAUUUUGCAAGUAAGGUGACAGAUGCGAAGACAAUUGACCUGACAUUCCAGCUGCCAAGAAGAUGAAGAUCGACAAGUGCGUCCUGCGAUUCGCUAAGCUCACCGAAAAUGCCCUGGAGCCGGUGAGGGGAUCCGCCAAAGCGGCUGGAGUUGAUCUUCGAAGCGCCUACGACCUGGUUGUCCCGGCCCGAGGAAAGGCCAUUGUGAAGACAGACCUGCAGGUGCAAGUUCCGGAGGGUUCCUACGGACGCGUUGCCCCACGAUCCGGAUUGGCCGUGAAGAACUUUAUCGAUGUGGGCGCCGGCGUGGUGGACGAGGAUUACCGCGGUAACCUUGGCGUCGUUUUGUUUAAUCAUUCGGAUGUCGAUUUCGAAGUAAAGCGGGGUGACCGCAUUGCCCAGUUCAUUUGUGAGCGCAUCUUCUAUCCAGAACUGGAACUGGUGGACAAACUGGAGGACACCGAACGCGGCGAAGGAGGAUUUGGUUCCACGGGCGUAAAGGAUCUUCCGGCGGCCAAGGCACAGAACGGCAAUGGGGAGAAGGCAGCCGAGCCGGAGGAGGCUGCUCCCGCUCCAAUUGCCACUUAGAAGCCAAACUAUCUUAAUGUUAAGCACUUCGAAUUGCGGGUUUAUAUUUACUAUGCCCUUCAUAUUCAUAAUCCUAGAAUUUCAUCUAAUAUGGCUAAGUGAAAAUGUUAAAGUAUAUGUAUUGUUUGUCAAUUAAAGGCUACUUAUCUACCAAA